AUGGCACCAAAUAACUUUAAAAUCGGUGUGGUUGCAGUGCUUGCGGGAUGCAUCCCGUCUGUUACUGCCGCACCAGUCGGCAGCAAUAAUGAUCAGACAUGUAGAAAGACGUCUGUGGCAAUAUUAGGUGCAGGAAUGGCAGGCAUCACCGCUGCUCAAGCCCUACAUAAUGCCUCGGUGUCGGAUUUUGUCAUUAUUGAGUACAAUGAUCGAAUUGGUGGACGGGCGUGGCAUGGCGACUUUGGCAAAAAGUCAGAUGGGAGCCCGUAUGUCAUCGAAUAUGGAUGUAAUUGGAUACAAGGUCUAGGAAAUCCUGGAGGCCCUGAGAAUCCCGUGUAUACACUAGUAAGUGAUGCUAUCAAACUGGUCCUGAAGUAA
This is a messenger RNA of Trichoderma breve, 378 nucleotides long. RefSeq names its product flavin containing amine oxidoreductase domain-containing protein. The record is from RefSeq and is a predicted model, not a curated record. Gene Ontology annotation, molecular function: oxidoreductase activity. The transcript is spliced from 5 exons. NCBI's taxonomy places the organism in Eukaryota, Fungi, Ascomycota, Sordariomycetes, Hypocreales, Hypocreaceae. Bases 1 to 378 code for a protein of 125 amino acids.